Carya illinoinensis is the source of this 2455-nucleotide messenger RNA. Its product is annotated as polyadenylate-binding protein-interacting protein 7-like. The record is from RefSeq and is a predicted model, not a curated record. Lineage: Eukaryota; Viridiplantae; Streptophyta; Magnoliopsida; Fagales; Juglandaceae. Bases 374 to 2056 code for a protein of 560 amino acids. The transcript is spliced from 6 exons.
CCACUUUUUUUUAUAUAUUUCUGUGGUGGUGCUGGUGCGCUGGUGUUUCAGAACCAAAGCACAGAGAGAGAAAGAGAGGCCUUCGAGUGCUGAGAUAAACACUGGGAUGAGGGUCCUGUAGCUCGAAACCCUAGGGAAAAAAACUUAUCUUCUUCUUCUAUCCUCCUCCUAUCUAUCCCUUUCCGUUAAUCUCCUCUCAUCUCAUUCAAUUUUCCCCAAUGGAUCCCUUCGAUUUGAUUCGCAAAGGCUUUGGGUGAAGCUUAAGGAAGCUUGACUUAUUCUAUCAUACUGAGUUUUUCUAUGCAUAUCUAGUGCUGGGUUUUUUUUUUUGGGGGGGGGGGGGGGGGGGGGGGGUUUUCCAUUUGAGUAAAUAAUGAGCUUGUUUAAGAAAGGAACCCAUAUUAAUGAUGCAAAGCUCAGCAGCCCAAGCAAGGCGACAACUUUGAAUCCAAAUGCAGCAGAAUUUAUUCCCUUUGCCCUCAGAUCUUCAUCAUCUGGAAACAAAAGCACAGCAGAUGCGACAUCAAGGCUUGCUACUCUUGGGACUUUGGGAAAAGCAGUGCUAGAUAGGUCAGAAUCAUCUGUCUCAAAUAAUUCUGAUGAAGAGGCCCACCAAUACUGGCGUUGUCAGCUCCCUGAUGAUAUUACCCCCGACUUUAAGGUCAUGGGACAAGAUGAUUCUCAAGGCAUUGGUAACCUCUCUUUGGCAGGUUUGUCCUUACAUGAUGAUAGUGAUGCGUCAAGGUUUCCUGUGUAUGAGCAGCAAGAAUUAUCUUCACAAAGCACUAAUGGUAAUAGCUUUGUUGGAAAGUCAAGAUUCUCUACUUCAUCCUAUGGGGCAGAUGCCUCUUCGGCUAGUUUUCUGCGUAUGUCGGCUGAGCCGUGGGACAGUCAAAUUGUAAACCAUAAUCAGCUUGUUUCCCAUGAUGCAGAGAUGCCUCCUUAUGACGGCAAUUCCAGACAUCGAUCCAUGAACGAUAUGUUGGUUGAGCAGGCAAUGGUGAAGGAUAAUGAUACGAACCCUGUUGAGUUCUUGGCUUCUCAUUUCCCUGGUUUCGCUGCUGAAAGCCUUGCAGAAGUUUACUUGGCUAAUGGAUGCGACUUGAACCAGACUAUAGAGAUGCUCACUCGAUUAGAGCUUCAAGUUGAUGGUGGUUUCAGUGAGAAUAUGAACGCAAAGACCUUGGACUUUCCCGCUCUUACUGUUCUGAAUAGUCUGAAUGGUCCACCAAAAUAUGCUGGAGAUGAUCUCCAACAAAGUGGUUAUCUUUUUCGAUCUGACAAGGACAGCAUGCUUUUGUUCAAAUCUGGAUCUUGCAUUCCAUCUCAGGGUGCUAUAGAUUUUGCUUCAGCUGUUAGGAAAUUGGCAUCUCAGGAUUCUGGUAUAUGGAAGUAUGACAGAAAUGGUUCCGCCGAUGACAGUAUUGGCUCAAGUAGAAGUUCACAUGUUUUGAAUAGUGCUUACAAUAGUGGAAAUGGGAGAAGCAUGUAUGGUGGCAAGUUGCAAAAUCGUGGUUCUACUCAAAUGGCUCCUGUUUGGCUUGAAACUGGAGAUGCAGUCGCGAAUAUGUAUUCUGAUCUGCGAGAGGAAGCUCGUGACCAUGCACGCCUGCGUAAUGCAUACUUUGAGCAGGCACGGUACAUUAUUGGCAAUAAGGCUUUAGCAAAGGAACUGAGUGCUAAAGGGCAGGUGCACAACAUGCAGAUGAAAGCAGCUCAUGGAGAAGCUCAUGAAUCUAUUUAUCGUCAGAGGAACCCAGUUCCUCCAGAGAUGCAGGGCAGUGGAAGAGGACAGGAGCGGAUGAUAGACUUGCAUGGGCUGCAUGUUAGUGAGGCAAUUCAUGUUUUGAAGCAUGAGCUGGGUGUGUUGAGGAGCACUGCUAGGGCAGCAGAGCAGCGCCUACAGGUUUAUAUUUGUGUUGGAACAGGUCAUCACGCCAGGGGUUCCCGCACUCCAGCUAGACUUCCUAUUGCCGUACAGCAAUAUUUGCUCGAAGAAGAGGGCCUUGAAUACACCGAGCCUCAGCCAGGGUUGCUUCGAGUUGUGAUAUAUUGAUCAGAGAUGAUAGUGAGGUAUAGGACUUUUUUGAUGCAGCAAAACCCGUCAAGUCAUAGUCAUCACAUUCAUUCUUGUAUCUGUAUAUGGGAGGAAAUGCAGAAAGAGUAGAGCAAGAUUCAAAAGAAACGAAAAAAUGAAAGAAAAAAGAAAAGGAAAAAUGAAGGAAAAAGGGUUAGAUUGAAAAAUGAAGCCAGUGUAUGAUUUAUUUUUAACCGGUUGACAGCGGCAUCACAUGUUGGCAGGCAUCAGGGAUUUCACAUCAGUGAUUAGCUGAUCUGUUGCAACAAUUUCUUUGUUGUACCUUAAAUUGUAUUUCUUUGUUACAUUACAUUUUCAAGUUCCCAGUUGUAACUGAUAGAAUUGAAUUAAAUCAUAGCACAAUUCACCUUUCACACA